AUGUGGAUAAUAUUGUUGGUUAUGUUCUACUGCUGUUGCGGUUGCCUUUCGGGCUCCGUCAAUGACUACAAGCUGGUUAUAGACGAUCCGGACGUUUUCAUGCCCUGCAAGGAAGCGCCUCCUGAUGCUUUAGAUGUCACGGGCCUGUUUAACAUGGACGAGCUGGAAUUUGCUCUCGAUGGCGAGAAUAUCCAUAUAGAGGGAAAUACGACAUUAGUCUGGGAUAUUGAACCAGAAGAUCGAGUUGCGGUGUCGGGAAGAUUGUUGCAUUUCGAGCGCGGAAAUUGGGAGCCAACCAUCUUUAGCAUUGCCUCGAAUGACUUCUGUAGUAUUAUGUACGAUAAGGAUCAGUAUUGGUACCAAUAUUGGACACGAUAUGUGAUAAAUACUGAAGUUCAUUCGAAAUGUGUCACCCAUAAAGGAUCCGUAAUGCAGCACGAGCCUUUUGACCUCAAUAUGACAUUUACAAAUGUGCGUGCUACUUUGGAUGGCAAUUACAAGUUCGUUCUUACUUUGGAGGCUUUUGAUGAAAAGAAGGUUAAGCGGCCAACCAGCAUUUGCCUUGAGAUCAAAGGAGAUAUGGAGAAGCUAUAAUUUCAAGCGGUGCAUUCUUAUUUCUAAAACAGUGGUCUAUUCAGUUUAUAAAUAUGUAUUUCUAUUGGUGAUUCAAUUUUCUUUUUUGGUAAAUUGUAUGCUAAAUGCCACUUUAAUCAAUAUCAACUAUAAUCAUUGAAUUUAAUGUU
Messenger RNA from Drosophila nasuta, 743 nucleotides. RefSeq names its product Chemosensory protein B 42b (gene CheB42b). The record is from RefSeq and is a predicted model, not a curated record. NCBI's taxonomy places the organism in Eukaryota, Metazoa, Arthropoda, Insecta, Diptera, Drosophilidae. The coding region runs from base 1 to 594 and encodes 197 amino acids. The transcript is spliced from 3 exons.